Molecule: messenger RNA, 1566 nt
Organism: Dipodomys spectabilis (banner-tailed kangaroo rat)
Lineage: Eukaryota; Metazoa; Chordata; Mammalia; Rodentia; Heteromyidae
Gene: Entpd2
Product: ectonucleoside triphosphate diphosphohydrolase 2
Exons: 10
Coding region: 34-1521 (495 amino acids)
Biological process (GO): nucleoside diphosphate catabolic process
Cellular component (GO): plasma membrane
Molecular function (GO): UDP phosphatase activity; GDP phosphatase activity
Source: RefSeq, a predicted model, not a curated record
CCGGCCCGGUCCCCGCCGAUCCUCCGCGCGCCCAUGGCGGGGAAGCUGCUGUCCCUGCUGCCGCCGCUGCUGCUGGCCGCCGUGGGCCUCGCCGGCCUCCUGCUGCUCUGCGUCCCCACGCGCGACGUCCGGGAACCGCCGGCUCUGAAGUAUGGCAUAGUCCUGGAUGCCGGCUCUUCGCACACAUCCAUGUUUAUCUACAAGUGGCCAGCGGACAAGGAGAAUGACACGGGCAUCGUGGGCCAGCACAGCUCCUGUGAUGUUUCGGGUGGGGGCAUCUCCAGCUACGCGGAUGACCCUGCCAGGGCCGGCCAGAGUCUGGUUGAAUGUCUUGAACAGGCGCUUAGGGAUGUGCCCAAAGACCAACAUUCCAGAACGCCGCUCUACCUGGGCGCCACAGCGGGCAUGAGGCUGCUCAAUCUCACCAGUCCCGAGGCCUGUGCCGGUGUGCUUGGGGCGGUGACUCAGACGCUGACCCAGUACCCCUUUGACUUCCGUGGUGCGCGCAUCCUCUCUGGCCAGGAUGAGGGAGUGUUUGGCUGGGUGACUGCCAACUACCUGCUGGAGAACUUCAUCAAGUAUGGCUGGGUGGGCCGGUGGUUCCGGCCAAGGAGGGGGACGACGGGGGCCAUGGACCUCGGCGGUGCCUCCACGCAGAUCACCUUUGAGACAGCCAGUCCGGCCGAGGACCCAGCCAAUGAAGUCCACCUGCGGCUCUACGGCCAGAAAUACCGAGUGUAUACUCACAGCUUCCUCUGCUACGGCCGAGACCAGGUCCUGCAGAGGCUGCUGGCCAGCGCCCUCCAGACCCAUGGGUUCCACCCUUGCUGGCCAAGAGGCUAUUCCUCCCAAGUGGUGCUUGGGGAGGUGUACCAGUCACCAUGCACAGCGAGCCAGCGGCCCCCCGGCUUCAACAGCAGCACCAGGGUCAGCCUGUCUGGGAGCAGCGACCCCAUCCUCUGUCGCAGCCUUGUCUCCAGCCUCUUCAACUUCUCCUCCUGCCACUUCUCCCUGUGUUCCUUCAAUGGGGUCUUCCAGCCCCCCGUGGCUGGGAGCUUCAUCGCCUUCUCUGCUUUCUACUACACCGUGGACUUCCUCAGAACUGUGAUGGGACUGCCUGUUGCCACCCUGCAGCAACUCGAGGCGGCCUCCGUCACCCUCUGCAACCAGACCUGGGCCGAGCUGCAGGCCCAGGCGCCGGGGCAGCAGGCCCACCUGGCCAGCCACUGCGCCACCGCCGUGUUCGUGCACCAGCUGCUGAGCCGCGGCUACGGCUUCGACGAGCGCACCUUUGGGGGCGUGGCCUUCCAGAAGAAGGCCGCGGACACGGCGGUAGGCUGGGCGCUGGGAUACAUGCUGAACCUGACCAACCUGAUCCCCGCCGACCCGCCGGGGCUGCGCAAGGGCACGGACUUCAGCUCGUGGGUGGCCCUGCUCCUGCUCUUCGCCGCGCUGCUCCUGGCCGCGCUGCUCCUGGUGCUGCGCCAGGUGCGCUCGGCCAAGGCCACCAGCGCCAUCUAGGGUCGCGCGGGGAGCUGCCGGGCCCCGCACCCACCCUGGUGGGGG